CACCAUAGCUGACGCCCCCGUCCGCCUCUCAUUCAUCCCUCUCCUCCUUCAUGUGCUUACCUCAGCCUGUCUCCGUUACUUACCCUCCAGUCCUUCGUCUUCAUAUUCCGUCUCAUAUUCCCUCGUAGCCCCACCAUACUUACCAUUCCUCUUCACUCCUCUUGACUCCUUCUCUUCUCUCGUGGUCCGUCGCACAAUCCAUUCCGAUCUCAUCCGAACCCUACCCCCACUCUAUCUAUCUCAGCCACGAAAUCCCCACUCCUCAUCGCCGGAAACACCCGAGGUGAAAGGUUUGAGGUUCAGAAGGCACUACUCCUCGUCGCUUUAACCACUACGUCACAGUGAAGUAUGUGUUCUCGAGUGUAGAAAAUGGCUGCUGCGCUCACCGUAAAAACGGGAAGGCGCCAAUGUAAAUACGGCCUGGUAUGGCUCAGUGUUUUUUUUAUCGUCGCGAGAAAUAUUGGGGUGGCAGGCAUCACAUGCUACUGCGACGGACACUGUCCGGAUGAUCGUCAGAAUGGCACGUGUGAGGGUCGCCCCGGUGGCCACUGUUUCUCGGCUGUCGAGGAAGUAUUUGACCGUGAACUCGGGGAGUGGGUGCCGGAGUUUUCAUUCGGUUGUCUGCCACCCGACGAGCAAGGCUUCAUGCAGUGCAAGGGCAACCUUGUGCCGCACCUAAGAUCAAAAACGAUCAUUUGCUGCAACAAUACGAACCUAUGCAACAAGGACAUCUUCCCAGAGUAUACGCAGCGCCCGACCCCGGCGCCGGAUCCAAUUGCAUUGGCCUCAGGGGCACCUCUGAUUGUCCUCGCAGCGUGUCUCUCCAUAUGCCUUAUCGUGUUCUCUAUCGCUAUGAUCAUCAUCUAUAGAAGGUAUAGGAGGAAGGAGCGGGGUCCCUGUCUGGUACCAUCGUCGGGAACUUUGAAGGACUUAAUUGAUCAGAGCAGUGGAUCAGGAUCAGGUCUUCCUCUUUUAGUCCAGAGAACAAUUGCCAAGCAACUGGCGUUGUCCCAGUGCGUGGGAAAGGGUCGGUAUGGAGAGGUGUGGCUAGCAAGGUGGAGAGGUGAAAAGGUAGCUGUAAAGGUAUUCUUUACUCUGGAGGAGGCCUCUUGGUUCAGAGAGACAGAGAUCUAUCAGACUGUCCUCAUGAGGCACGACAAUAUCCUCGGAUUCAUCGCUGCUGAUAUUAAGGGAACUGGCUCUUGGACCCAGAUGCUGCUGAUCACGGAUUAUCAUGAGAGGGGUUCCCUUCAUGAUUAUCUCCAGACGACUGUUCUUGAUCAACCGAGCUUACUCGCUAUUUGCCUGAGCAUUGCCAGUGGAAUUGCUCAUCUCCAUACUGAGAUUUUUGGUACGAGAGGCAAGCCUGCUAUUGCUCACAGAGAUAUCAAGAGCAGGAAUAUUCUGGUGAAGAGGAACGGAGAAUGCGCUAUUGCGGACUUUGGUCUGGCUGUUAGAUUUAUAAGUGAGAGCGGAGAAAUAGAUAUUGCCCCCAACACGAGAGUUGGCACCAGGCGAUACAUGGCACCGGAGGUGCUAGACGAGAGCUUAAAUACAUCGUCAUUUGAUGCCUUCAAAAUGGCAGAUAUGUAUUCGGUGGGGCUAGUUCUGUGGGAGAUCUGCAGGAGGUGCGUUACCGGGGGACGAGUCUCAACCGCUGAGCCCUAUGCCUUGCCCUACCACGAUGUGGUCCCGAGUGAUCCUGAUUUCGAGGACAUGAGAUUGGCUGUGUGUGUCAAGAGGUUACGACCUGUUGUACCUAUCAGAUGGGAAAAUGAUCCAAUUCUCUUCGCCUUGAGUAAAAUAAUGACUGAAUGCUGGCACGGUAAUCCAGCAGUUCGUCUGACAGCCUUGCGAGUGAAGAAGUCAAUGUCAAAGCUACAUAUUGACAAUGCCAUCAAAAUAGUUUAGUCCUCGACGAUAGAAAAUCCAUCAAUUAUCAUUAAUUCUUACUACUGUACAUAAUUCCUGAGAGAUAAUUUUUCGGUCUGUUGAACACUCCCCGUGUAAAUAGCCCCUCCUCGAUUUCCCCGGUGUACAUAAGGUUAAUAACAGACUGCAGCCAGAAGAAGACUGAAGAUUUAUGAGAAAAAAAAAUCCAUAAUAAAGGGAAAAAAUAGGAAUGAGUGAUCUGAGAUGUUGGGUGUGAUAAUAAGGCAAUGGAUAUCAUGAAAUUGUUCUCUUUUGAAUUGAGAAGACGAUUGUAAAUAAAUAAUUCGGUAGACGAGUGGUAAAAAAGGGUGUUAGGUGCUGAGUUAUUUGAGGGGUGUGGAAAUAUCCGUUUCUACCAAGGAAAUCUACAUUGUUUUUGGAUUUUUACCACUUGAUGACUGAAUUGAAUUUCUAAUUGAGAAUUAAAUUUUAUUUUCUCAGUUUUGGGAACGAGAAAGUAAUAGUUUGGCAUAUCUGUAAAUGAAUAAUGAGAAUGUGACGUGAAAAUUAGAACAAUUUUGGUUAAUUGUUGCGAGAUAAUUACGAUUGAUUGAAUUAACGGUCCGAGUUUUCCUUUCGAGCCUAUAAAUGCCAAUUACUCGAUUGGCAGUUGUUAAUUAUGUUAAUAAUUUUCUUCUUUCUUAACAAAGGAGAGAACCAUCUUUUUGUAUUUAUAGACAUAGAAAAAUUGAUUACGCUAAAUUAAUGAGCUCGACAUGAAUAGUGACAUACACAAUAGUUGAACAACGCAUUGAAAAUAUGGACAAAUCAAUGAACGAUGGAUACUUGGAACCGAGAAUAAUCAAAUUAUAUUUUUAACGAGUAUUAAAGAAUAUAAAUUUUUUCAAACAA
Molecule: messenger RNA, 2784 nt
Organism: Fopius arisanus
Lineage: Eukaryota; Metazoa; Arthropoda; Insecta; Hymenoptera; Braconidae
Gene: tkv
Product: thickveins
Exons: 4
Coding region: 370-1911 (513 amino acids)
Biological process (GO): dorsal/ventral pattern formation; protein phosphorylation; cellular response to growth factor stimulus
Cellular component (GO): signaling receptor complex; plasma membrane
Molecular function (GO): ATP binding; SMAD binding; transforming growth factor beta receptor activity, type I
Source: RefSeq, a predicted model, not a curated record